UAAUUAUUUUGUUCGGAAGUAGAGUUGGUCGAAGAUUGAAUUAAACGGAAAGAUAUUUUCGUAAGACGGGAAAACGUGUUGCGUAAUUCCGUGCGGUUGAUAGCGAUAGCAACGCGGCGGACGGGGUUCGCGAAUAAUUCGCGACGUCCCUGGCUUCGAUCGAAUCGACGUUUUCGCCAGCGGUAGUAGCUGUCCCUGGGCAGACUGCAACUACGAGGUGACAUGGAACCACGAACCUAGUUCUCUAAAUUUGGACGCACGUGCAAUUCCUCUGAACACGUGCGGCUCGGACUGACCACGUGGGCCGCGUGUACGAAGAUAGAGAAACAAGCGCAGCCUGAUCGUAUCCGGGGAACCAACGAUAUCUCUGUUUAUGGAACGACACAAUGCGAAAAGAACAAUACCCGCUUUUCUACUGAAUGGAAAAGAACGCAGAGAAGAAAUUGCCAAUCACCGAGCGCACGUGUAAAUCGUUCCGAAAAGAGAUAACCUUACAGGAUGAUAUUUUGAGCGACACUAAUCUCUCGUAUGUUGCUUUUCUUUUUAUUUCGUGAAUACGAUUUUUAAUCUACAGACGAUGUUUUCAUAAAGAGACACGUGCAACGACGCAUAUCUAUGUAUUUAGAUAGAAGGAAAAUGUAAUCUAGUUUUUAGCAUUCUGUCAAUUUGUAGAAGCUACUUUUAAUAAGUCGAUUAAACAGGGACAUGUACUAUUAAUGUAUGCAUGGUAGCUAGAUCGCGAAAAGACUGAUAGCAUAAGGAACACGAGCUGCAAUACUCGAUUGUCGAUACAAGGACCACGGAAAGUUAUGGCUGAGGAAGAACCAGAAAUAAAGAAACUUAAACAUUCCAUUAUCUCGAAUCAUGUCUACACUUCCGAGUUUCAGAAACUCUUUUGCGAGCACUGGCACAAUUUCAGCGACGUUAAGAAGGACGAUCUGGAAGUAAUAUCUAAACCCUUUAGGAUAUGCAAAAUUUCUAAUUUUCUCUGCAGCGAAGACUACAUGGAAGAGAUAAAAAAUGAAUUGCUAGACGUGAAGAGUAGAAGAAACAGUAUAGAUUUGUACCAGUUCGAGCAGACCAGCGAUCUGGCCAGCGUGGAUACCAAAAAUAUAAAGUUCUUGUUCGAAACCUUCCAAACAGAUUUGGCAUCAUGGUUGGAACAGAACACCAAGAUACAGCUCAACAAAAAAAUAUCUAUGUCCAGCUCGUGCUAUUCCGAUACAGACUACUUGUUGUGCCACGACGACAACAUGGGUGACAGAAGAAUCGCUUUCAUACUAUACCUUUCCAAGGAUUGGACCGUGGAGGACGGAGGAGCUCUGGAUUUAUUCGACACCGAUGAAAAUGGAUUACCCAGAAACGUUGUAAAAUCUCUUGUACCGGAAUACAAUUCUCUUGUUUUCUUCGAAGUUGUAGAUAUCUCCUACCAUCAAGUAGCCGAAGUAACUUCUCCGGACAAGUCACGUUGGAGCAUCAAUGGCUGGUUUCAUGGUAAUUUGAAAGAGACUGCCGCAGGUCUUGUCAGGCCUCAAAGAGUAGAGAUCGAACCAAAUUACAUAGAACCAGAGGACACCGAAAUCGUACUUGACGAUUGGAUAACAACUUGUUACUUAUUCUCCGGUAUCGUUAAGGAGAUUCAACACGACAUCGAACAGGAGUCUUAUACAUUUUUGUCCAACUUUUUGAAAGACGAUGUCUACGAGAAGCUAGUGACGGACUUGAUGUCGGAUGCGGUCGUGUGGGAGAAAGUUGGACCAGCGGACACCCGAAACUACGAAAUAGCGGACGAAGAGAGCUUACCCGAGCUUCUGAAACAGUUCUACAACAUGUUCAAGUCGAUUUCCAUGUUCAAAUUGUUGAAGGACUACACGGACCUGGAUCUCGUAUCGGAGAGAGAAGCUAUGAAGCCGAAGAUGACGAUCGAGUUGCAGAGGUGGUCCAAGGGCUGUUACACGCUAAUAUGGGAUAAGACCGGGUCCCCAACCGAGUCGGCUGUCUCGGGUAAUGACAAAAAAUCGAGCAGCGGAAGCGUAAACCAGAACUACGAACGACCGGACGAUCCGCUGGACACUCCGAGGAGCAGCAAAAGCAGCAAGAGCAGUAAAAGCAAGGACAGUCAAGAAGGGUCGCGUCAUACUAGUCCGGGGAGCAAUAGGGAAGACGAGGAAAUCAACGAGGAAGACUUGCUCAAGGCGAUCCGGAAGGGUAAGUCCUCUCGACCGAAAAAGAAGAACUUGUUUCUGCGGUAUUCACCGCCGAAAUUGGAGAAUCUUCCGUCGCAGAGAUUGGCCAGGUUAAUAGACAGCGACGAAUCGGACGUGUCGGAUAUCGGGGACUACUUGUCGGAUCGUCUGGACUACAGUCCCGAAUACAGCGAACGCGAGGACGAGAUAGACGAUUUGAACUCGUCCGCUCUGGACGCGAUAAUUCAAUUCCAUACGAAUCAAGUGCCCCCAGAGGACACGAUAGACUACGUGAACCCGAGAGAACAGGACGGAGCGCUGAUCCACGUACCUAUUAAGAACAACCACCUGUGCCUGGUGUACAAAAACCAUGGCAUCUGUCGCGUCCACAAAUACGUGAACCAUUACUGUCCGGGUUACUUCUACAAUCUGAUCUGUACAUAUUACGAAUAAUUCGACCGGCUAGUUGGGUAUUGUACAAUGAAUCGCGACCAAGCUACGUUCCCACGGUAAAUGUAUCAUAGUAUUCGUAUUAAUAAAAAUUGUCAGUAUUUAUCGCCGGACACCAACAUAUUUCUCUAGCUCUAUUAUUGUCUAAUCGGAAUCAAAGAUGGAAUUAAGUUAUUAAACGCUAGAGUUCGAAACUG
Messenger RNA from Megalopta genalis, 2833 nucleotides. It is a transcript of the gene sud1, whose product is annotated as Prolyl 3-hydroxylase sud1. Gene Ontology annotation, molecular function: peptidyl-proline dioxygenase activity; L-ascorbic acid binding; iron ion binding. Gene Ontology annotation, cellular component: cytoplasm. Lineage: Eukaryota; Metazoa; Arthropoda; Insecta; Hymenoptera; Halictidae. Gene Ontology annotation, biological process: peptidyl-proline hydroxylation; regulation of translational termination. The record is from RefSeq and is a predicted model, not a curated record.